AUGUAUUGGAAGAAGUUGCUAUUUGCGAUUGCAAGUGCAGCUGCGCUGGCUGCUGUGGAUCCAGAGACUGAGGGCAGCGAGCUCCAAACUAUCUGUUCAGGAGGCGAAUGUUAUCCGAGGCUCUUCAAGGCUUUGCAAGACUGGAGUACAAUUAAGGAGGGGCAACAGAUCCCCCCUGGCCUGGACAUCAGGGUUGACUUAUCUACGGGCAAGAAACAAGCUCGGCUUCCAAUCCCCAAUGAGGCUAGCAACAUGGAGAACGGGAUUCAAGUAGUUGACGAUUCUUCGGAUUAUGAAUUCACCAAAGAAUUCCAGCUUGUGCGGGCUCAGGUGGCGAGCGGAGCGCCCGAUUACAACGUGGUCAUCAAACAGCUGGAUGAUUUGGUGGAGUACGCGUCCGACUAUACUUUAGGAUACAAGAUAAUUACUCAUGAGUUCACGUUGCUCCAGGAGUUGAUAUUCGGCCAAGAUGUCCCAAUAAGUGUCAAAGAACUAUCAUCUCGCAUUAUAGUAGCAUGCCUGCGGAAUAACACGCCCUGCUUGGACUUUGUGAACACGAGGUUCCCGGAUUUUGUGCGCCAUCUGUUGCAAGAGGCUGUUGACUAUGGCCGGCAAGCGACGGAUGCCGUUGAGGCGCGGACCCAAAUCAAACGGUACCUCUCGAUAGUAGAGCCUCUCCUAAUCAACGAGCCCCAGCCGAUAAACGAAGAGGCCCUGAAACAGCUGUAUGAAGUGAACGACCAAACAGUGCAAUUAAAGGUAUUAUUAAUAAUGGCACGGCUCUACAAAGGCAGGAGCCAUAACGAUGAUAUAUCGAAAAGGUCACUCGAGUCUACUGACGUUCAACGGUGGACCACAGAACUCUCAAAAGCUAUUCAGAGUAAGCACCUGGACGACUUCCACGUGCGGGAACUAUUUCAUGGCUUGUAUGCCUUGAAGAAGGAGCAUGGUAGGGCGGUCAAGACAUAUCCAACGUUCCUGGGAUGGCUCGCGGAGGAAACAGAGGCUCGGAAGCAACGCAUGACUCAAGAUAAGCAACCAAGAGAUCUGGAGCAGAUGGAGUUCGACCGACUGCUCAUUGAGAGUAGGCAUAUGGUGUUCGGGAACCCUAUGGCUCAUCGGAUAAAGAACAUGGAGUAUGACGAACUUUAA
Molecule: messenger RNA, 1152 nt
Organism: Eremothecium gossypii ATCC 10895
Lineage: Eukaryota; Fungi; Ascomycota; Saccharomycetes; Saccharomycetales; Saccharomycetaceae
Gene: SIL1
Product: Sil1p
Exons: 1
Coding region: 1-1152 (383 amino acids)
Cellular component (GO): endoplasmic reticulum
Molecular function (GO): adenyl-nucleotide exchange factor activity
Source: RefSeq, marked provisional